UUGAUUUGGCAGUGGGAAAAGUUUCCACCAAGUUGCUGAUGGUGCAGGUUGCGUAACACUGUGGCUCAUAUAAAUGUAUGUGGUGAUGUGAUGUAUGUGAGUGCAAAGUGUAGAGAAACAGACAUGAUGAAGUUCAUGGUCCUCGCCGUCCUCAUCUCUGCUGCCUACGGGUGCGGCGUGCCAGCGGUCCCUCCUCUGCAGGGCAGGGUGGUUGGAGGGGAGGACGUCAAGCCCCACAGCUGGCCGUGGCAGAUUUCUCUGCAGUACAACAGACAGGGCGAAUGGAGACACACCUGUGGAGGGACUCUGAUUUCAGACCAGUGGGUCCUCACUGCCGCCCACUGCAUCAGCAGCAGCAGAGAGUACAAAGUGGCUCUGGGAAAACACAAUCUGAUGGAGACGGAACCCAACGCUGUGCUCAUGGGCACUGCAAAAAUUAUUGUGCAUGAGAAGUGGAACCCGCUGUUCAUUCGUAAUGACAUCGCGCUGAUCAAGCUGGAGUCCCCCGUCAGCUUCUCAGACGCCAUCAUGGCUUCUUGUCUCCCUCCUGCAGGUUUCAUCCUCCCCCAUAAUGAAUCCUGCUUCGUUACUGGAUGGGGUCGGAUCAAAACUGGAGGUCCGCUGGCUGAGAUCCUGCAGCAGGCUCUGCUCCCCGUGGUGGACUACAACACGUGCAGCAAGUCUGACUGGUGGGGCUUCCAGGUGAAGGACACCAUGGUCUGUGCAGGUGGAGACGGAAUUGUGUCCGGUUGCAACGGAGACUCUGGAGGACCUCUGAACUGCCUGAAUAAGAGCGGUGCCUGGGAGGUUCACGGGAUCGUCAGCUUUGGUUCCGGAAUCAGCUGUAACUUAUACAAGAAGCCCACCGUUUUCACCCAAGUCAGCUCAUACAUCGACUGGAUCAACUCCGUAAGCUCUCGCCGCCCGACCCGUUAA
This is a messenger RNA of Thalassophryne amazonica, 936 nucleotides long. RefSeq names its product chymotrypsin-like elastase family member 2A. NCBI's taxonomy places the organism in Eukaryota, Metazoa, Chordata, Actinopteri, Batrachoidiformes, Batrachoididae. The record is from RefSeq and is a predicted model, not a curated record. Gene Ontology annotation, biological process: proteolysis. The coding region runs from base 91 to 936 and encodes 281 amino acids. The transcript has 7 exons. Gene Ontology annotation, molecular function: serine-type endopeptidase activity.